This is a messenger RNA of Setaria italica (foxtail millet), 924 nucleotides long. RefSeq names its product 50S ribosomal protein L24, chloroplastic. Gene Ontology annotation, molecular function: RNA binding; structural constituent of ribosome. Gene Ontology annotation, cellular component: mitochondrion; ribosome. The record is from RefSeq and is a predicted model, not a curated record. NCBI's taxonomy places the organism in Eukaryota, Viridiplantae, Streptophyta, Magnoliopsida, Poales, Poaceae. The coding region runs from base 111 to 683 and encodes 190 amino acids. Gene Ontology annotation, biological process: translation. The transcript has 4 exons.
AGAAGAUAGAACAGCGUGUGUUAUCCUGUCCGGGGGAACUCGAAGAAGGCGUUCGUUAUCCUCUGCGGUUUGGGGGUGGGCGAGUCCAGUGAGAGAGGAGGACGGCGAGGAUGGCUGGGAUGGCGGCGCUGCAGGGCGCCAUGGCGUCGCUCUCCGUCUCCGCGCCCGGCGCGGCGAGCACCAGCAGCUUCUGGGGCAACCGGCUCGCCACCCAUUCCGCACCGCAGCCUGGGAUAAGGUUUAUGGUCAAGAUAUGCCCGAUUGAAAUGAGACUUAAGAGAUGGGAGCGAAAGAAAUGUAAACCGAACAGCCUUCCUGUGCUGCACAAGAUGCAUGUUAGGAUUGGGGAUACAGUACAAGUCAUUGCAGGCCGUGAGAAAGGUAAGGUUGGAGAAGUUACACGCCUUUUCAAGCACAACAGCACUGUGAUCGUGAAGGACCUGAACUUGAAGUCAAAGCACAAGAAAGGCACAGAGGAUGAACCGGGUGAAAUCGUCAUGAUUGAGGGCCCAAUUCAUAGCUCAAAUGUGAUGCUCUACUCGAAGGAGAAGAAUGUGACAAGCAGGGUUGGCCACAAAUUCCUCGAGGACGGGACCAAGGUCCGGUACCUGGUCAAGACUGGGGAAGUAAUCGAUAGCGUCGAAAAAUGGGUAAAGGUGUUUAAGGAAGGAAAUUCGGAGUAACCAUGUUGGCAUGAAAAGCCUGCACAUGCUCUGAACCUUGCAUGCCGAAAUGAGUCUACUUAUUCCUCUGUGUUGUUGCUCCCAUCCUUUAGCUCCAGGUUGUUUUGUUUGUAAAUUAUACAGCUGUCACAAAUUUUUGUAACACAAUACAUGCUCACCUUGUUUCAUCAGCCAGAACUGCUCUCUCUCGUGUACCAUCAUUUUCUUGUGCGUAAGAUAUUAUAAUGCAAUUUUUCAAAGU